Molecule: messenger RNA, 1047 nt
Organism: Neospora caninum
Lineage: Eukaryota; Apicomplexa; Conoidasida; Eucoccidiorida; Sarcocystidae
Product: SRS domain-containing protein
Exons: 1
Coding region: 1-1047 (348 amino acids)
Source: RefSeq, a predicted model, not a curated record
AUGAGUUUACUUCGCUUUUUCAUGAGUGUCUUCCUCAUCUUUCUUGCCCUUUCGUUCGGAGUCCUCCCUGUUGACCGGAUUUCCUGUUAUUACGCUCGCGGACAAGACCCUGGCGCCGCCGAAACCGUGGAAAGCUGCGACAUGCCCGGCAAGCAAACGACACAUUUACCACUGCUCGAGUUGAUUCUCACUCCCAAUGAUGAGAGUGUUUCGUUCAUGUGUAGCUCCAAACAGGAUGCGAAACUUACCCCGGAGGCAACAAAAGUGUAUUCAGAUAGCGCGUGCCACGACACGACGGAACUGAGCAGAGUGUUCGCGGGUUCUGUUCUAGAUGAAAGUGUCGUGCAAAAAAAGAAAAAGUUUACCUUAAAAAUCCCGAAGGAGACACGCAAAAUCUCAACAGUGCUGUUCUACAAGUGCACCUUUACUGGCGUGAAUGUUGGGACACCACAGCGUGAACGUCAAGACGCCGAAGAACUUCCAGCAGCACCAGCAACUGAGUGUAAGGUCAAAAUCACCGUUGACCCUCUCGAGCCAACUAAUCCCGAAACUGAACCCAAUACCGAGCAACAAGCAGGGGUCGUCCAAUGUGCGAGUGAGGACGGUACCAAGCAAGCGACUGUGUCCGCAGAAUCUCCUCUCUCAUUCAAAUGUGGAGCUGGAAUGUCCCUGCACCCGACAAAUUUGACAGACGUCUUUGAUGACCAGGACGGGAAGUGCGCCGCUGAGGUUGCCCUGCAGACUCUCGUUGACGCCACAUUAACAAAAGCUGAAACUGACCCGCCACAGAACGACCAACAACUGUACCAGCUUGCUGUGACGACUGCUCCUUCUGGAGACACUGCCCUCUGCUACAAGUGUGUGACUCCAUCCGCCAGCUCAAAAGCCGGGGAAGACCUCGAAGAAGGAUCGAGUGUGAAACAGUGCCUUCUGAAAAUAUCCGUGAAGGGGAACGCAUCUUCCGCGUCGGCAAGGUGGGGAGCAGCCGAGGGUGGCACCGCUCUGUUGGCGGCAGCGCAAAUGUUGCUCGGCCUCCUGUACGUGUGA